CCUUCAUGGGCUUCAAGCAAGCGGCCGUGCUCGCACCUGUGUCCUUCUUUCUCGGUGUUCAACUCAUCUGCCUCAACGUAGAUCACCGAGUGUUGUGGAGUGAACUAACAGAGGAUGUGAUUCGUGACGGGUUUCAGUUCUACACAACGUUUUUCAAUGCGCCGCCAGCUAUAAAGGCGCUCCUCCACGGAUUGGUUGGGGUUGGGUUGAUUGGAUUGGUCGCAAAGCUUCACAAUUGGGAUGAGAGUGCGAUGUUUUUUGAUGGAACGAGUCUAGCGACGUAUGUAUUUGGAAUUGCGGUAUAUCUGACGGUGACGAUACCGUCACUGCGAACGAUAGUAACGCCGUUGGAGCAGGUCGAGAACAGAGGAGACCAGGUGGAUGCUAUGCGAGUUCUAUCUGCAGGAAAUAUCAUCAUCAUCAUAUGCCUGGGCCUCAUUCUCGCUCUACAGGCUGGACAGGAAUACGCUCGACGUAAAGAGACAGUAGCGUUAGAAAAAAAGGAACAGUGACCAUUGUACUUUUUUCUAAAUGGGACACGAGGAUCUGUGCUCUAGAAUUGGUGUAGGAGAGCCGAGCGCCGACGUUGUUCUACUGCAUUCCAAAUAGAAGCUUGAUCGAUCGUAGAUCGCCAUUCACA
Laccaria bicolor S238N-H82 is the source of this 640-nucleotide messenger RNA. RefSeq lists its product as uncharacterized. The transcript has 5 exons. Bases 6 to 512 code for a protein of 168 amino acids. Gene Ontology annotation, biological process: endoplasmic reticulum to Golgi vesicle-mediated transport. NCBI's taxonomy places the organism in Eukaryota, Fungi, Basidiomycota, Agaricomycetes, Agaricales, Hydnangiaceae. Gene Ontology annotation, cellular component: endoplasmic reticulum membrane. The record is from RefSeq and is a predicted model, not a curated record.